UCUACUCUCUCUCUCCCUCUCACACACACUUCCCCUCCUCUUCCUUUUACUUUUUUUCCUUUUGUUGGGUCCCUCAGCCUGCAAACCCAGCAAACUCGGCUGGGUCAUUAUUAAAUCUUCCCCAACCAGCAACUUCCUCAUACCCAUCUCAUUCUCCAUCACCACCACAAGCCCCAUCUCUCUCUCUCUCUCUCUCUCUCUUGUAUUUCUUGGGGCUUUGCAUGGGAGAGGCUGUAGGAGACCCCAAAGUGUGGUUCCCCUCGCAGUUUCUCACUAACGACGACCCACUCAUGGACAAGGAAAACCUCAACAAAAGCGGUGUCAACGCCGGUUUCGCACUGGGUUUCAGUUUUCCCACCGAGUUUCCAUACGAGUUCGAGUCGUUUGGAACCAACUCGUCCCUCAGCUCGCCGGUUGAGUCCGUGGCCGGUUCCACCGAGACCGAGGGCAGCGACGAGGAGGAAUUCUUCGCCGGGUUGACUCGCCGCCUGACUCAGUUCUCGCUUCCCGAGACUCAGAAACUCGCCGUUAAGCCGAGUCUCCCUCAGAACAAACCAGAGUGGGUCAUGGCCGGGUCUCCCCAGUCGACUCUGAGCGGAAUCGGGAGCUGGUCCGGUCGCAGUGCUGUAUCGAGCAAUGGAAGCUCAAAUGGUCCCUCUCAGUUCCCGUCUCCUCCUACGACGCCUUUUGGUGCUAAGAAUGACACCUGGGAUCUCAUAUACGCAGCGGCUGGGCAAGUUGCGAGGCUGAAGAUGUUCAAUGAGUCGCCGAAGUACAACUAUCAGAGCAGAGGACUGCUCGCUCCUCCGAAGACUACAAAUCCAACCUCCGCUGCUAAGACAUGUAGCUAUGGGUUGUAUUCCAACCAGAGUCUCACUCACAAUCUCCCACAAACGACUCAGUUUCAGCAUGUUAGGCAGGACCAGGUGCUAAAUUCACAGCGGGUUCCAGUCUGGGAGAGAAAACAGGAAGCGAAGGAGGGGUGGUCGACUCAGCAGCACCAGCAAGAGCAACAGAUCCAGAACAGGGUGAGAAGUACUACAGGGUACGAGAGUGGAAGAUGUGGAAGGCCUCUGGGUUUGCCCCAAUCUGCAUGGCCUUCACUGCAAGCUCAGCAACAAAAUCAACUCCCUCGCCACAAUGGCUCGGGCACGCGAGCUGUUUUUCUCGGUGGAUCUGGUGUGAAAAGGGAGAGCGCUGGAACUGGAGUAUUCUUGCCCCGCAGAUACAACAGUGCUCCGGAAUGUUGCAAGAAAACAGCUUGUCCGACAGUCAUCGUCCCGGCCAAGGUUGUUCAAGCUCUGAACUUGAAUUUCGAUGACAUGGGCGGUCUCGCUCAGCCUCGCUUCAAUUCUGGGUUUGCCACUGACCACGGUAGGCCAAUUUUUUCGAGAUGCUGUUGUGGCGCGGGCGAAUGCGCUGUUGAUGCAGCAAAGGCGAAGUUUACGGGCGGAGGGGGCAUUAAAUCAUGAGAUACGGCUGCCUCAAGAAUGGACAUAUUGAGGCCUGAAAUGAGUGCUGUGUUUGUUUUGUUGGACACAGAAAGUAGUAUAGAUUGUAGGAGUUUGUGAUAGGAUAUGGUAUUUUGGUUUUAUCAUAAGCAAGGAAUUCGAGAAUGGGAGUGUAGUUUUUGUUGCAAUAAAAAGAUCCAGAUUUUUGAGGAGGUUGCCAGCUUUUUGUGAACUACAAAGCUUUAGGUGAAGAACAGAAGCAGAAGGAAUAGCAGUGCCAGUGGGGAAGGGGGGGAUUGGGGAAGAUUUGUUUCAACUUCCCGGUAAUAAGUGGUGGGUAAUUUCUUUGGUGGGUUUGUGGGUGGCGAAUGUGUAAUUUUGAGGAGGUUUUUACUGUGGGUAAAAUGAGGUUGUAGAUGGGUUGUAUCCACAAACCUCUUGUAAUGAUCGGUUAAAAGUUUAGUAAUAAGAAAAAGCUCUUAGUUCUGUCCAA
Alnus glutinosa is the source of this 1944-nucleotide messenger RNA. RefSeq lists its product as uncharacterized. The coding region runs from base 222 to 1472 and encodes 416 amino acids. Lineage: Eukaryota; Viridiplantae; Streptophyta; Magnoliopsida; Fagales; Betulaceae. The record is from RefSeq and is a predicted model, not a curated record. The transcript has 5 exons.